UUUCAGAGUAGAAAGAAAGAACACAAAGUGACGAAGAAAGGGAAAAUCAAGGAGAAAAAGGAAAGAAAGAGAGGAUCAUUUCCUUGAACAAGUCAGUCCUUGAAAUAAAUGGCAGUUUAAUCCGUUGGGCACUGGCAUUUUUUCAGGUUUUCUAAAACCGUGUAUUCAUCGUCCUUAUUGCAACAGUCAUCCUAUCGGGACAGUUGAUUGCUGAUUAUUGAUUCAUCACUCGUGCUACUUACACACUGAGAACGUUACCAUGUCAUUAUUACCAGAGAAUGGUUUUUGAAUUCCUUUGUGUAACGUUGUUAAGAACCGAAAUCAUCAGUACAGUGGUGACAUCCACCGUAUUGUGACAUUGGUAGGAGAGUCUUCCCCUACUCAAUUUCUUUUCACUUGAAUCAUGGGGAAGUUACUGUCAAAAAUAUUUGGCAAACGAGAAAUGCGAAUAUUGAUGCUUGGCUUGGAUGCUGCUGGCAAGACAACUAUAUUAUAUAAAUUGAAAUUGGGACAGUCAGUAACAACGAUCCCCACUGUUGGUUUCAAUGUUGAGACAGUAACCUACAAAAACAUUAAAUUUAAUGUUUGGGAUGUUGGUGGUCAAGACAAAAUAAGACCCCUGUGGAGGCAUUAUUACACAGGUACACAAGCCUUAAUAUUUGUAAUUGAUGCUGCUGAUCGAGAAAGAGUAGAUGAAGCAAGGCAAGAAUUGCAUCGAAUCAUCAAUGAUCGUGAAAUGAGAGAUGCAAUUAUCCUUGUUUUUGCCAACAAGCAAGAUCUUUCAGAAGCAAUGAAGCCUCAUGAAAUACAGGAUAAAUUGGGACUGACACGAAUAAGAGAUCGAAAUUGGUAUGUACAGCCAUCUUGUGCUACAACCGGUGACGGCCUUUAUGAAGGCUUAACAUGGCUGUCAUCAAAUUGUAAGCCAUAGCUUGUUAUUGUUAUCCAGUUAGCUGAUAUAACUGUUGUGGCAUUAUCUCAAAUUGUUGUCGUUCAUAAUAAUCCCGUUUUAUUUCAUCUGCUGUAUUUUUAUGUAUUAAGUCAUUCAGUAUUGUAUCAUAUUAUUCUAAUAAGCAUAAUAAUGGUCGCAGUCUGUAGCAUGUCAUUUCUACAUAUUUGAAUAGUCUUCUUCAGAAAUCAUGUUUAUAAUUUCUGAUAGUUCAAAUCACAGUAAAGGUAGCUUAUCGUCAGUUACUAUUUAUCAUUCACAAUCUUAUUUAUAAUUUUCCUCCAUCUUUUUUGACAAUUCGUUGUGCUCAGCCUAAUAUUCAUUCAUUCCUCUUUUGUGAUAUUUCAAUUUUCCGGAGUUUCUGUGUUUCGCGUUUCGUUUUACUGAUUUCUGAAAGACACGGUUUAGAGUAAAGUUUACGUGCUGAGUUAAUGCGGUGUUUUAUUUCAGUUUCAGAUUUAACUUUGAACGAUGUCAAAGUUUAAAUUUUGUAUUAACAUCCAUGGGCACUGAGUAGUUUUAGGAAGCUAGUUGCAAAUAGUAUUCUGUCAGCUGUGGUUCAGUGAAGAUUCAU
Loa loa (African eye worm) is the source of this 1523-nucleotide messenger RNA. RefSeq names its product ADP-ribosylation factor 6. The record is from RefSeq and is a predicted model, not a curated record. The transcript is spliced from 5 exons. The coding region runs from base 404 to 931 and encodes 175 amino acids. Gene Ontology annotation, molecular function: GTP binding; GTPase activity. Lineage: Eukaryota; Metazoa; Nematoda; Chromadorea; Rhabditida; Onchocercidae. Gene Ontology annotation, biological process: vesicle-mediated transport; intracellular protein transport. Gene Ontology annotation, cellular component: cytoplasm.